CUUGGUCAACUAUAAAGGUCAAUUACACUGUUUUCCACCUGGUGAAAUCAUUAUCAGGCUGUUACUACUACUUUGAACUGGAGAUCACCCUGCACAGUAUGAGGUCUGUAAAAGUAAAGGGGCAGGAGGAAAGAAGGCCUGCAAAAGAUGUCAUCUUUCAGGUACAUGGUUAGAUGAAGAGCGCCAUUAUUAUUAUCCUGGAGUUCGUGAGCAUUUUCGCCACCCAUGGAAAAAAAAGUGCUUGAAGAGGAAAUUAUUCAUAUGAGAGAUAUUGAACAAGAGGAGAGGACAACUUACUUCCAGAGUAAAAGUAGAGAAUUUGGCUUUAAUGGCCUCAGUCAACUUCAUCGACUGCAUCCCUUAUAUGGUUUUAAUGUAUUAACUGAUUUUAUGAUUGAUGCAAUGCAUUUGCUACCUCUAAAUAUUGUCAAAAAUCACUUCACAAAAUUUUGUACUAUAGAAGGUAUGGAUGAACGGGAACUGACACAAAGACUAAAACAAAUGCCAUGGACUACUGAUUAUAAAUCCUCAAGACUACCUACUCAUUUUGAAUACCUAGGAUUUUGGAAGGCAGAAGAAUAUCAAAAACUUGCAUUUCCUGCUUCUGAGUUUUUACUUCAUGGACUGCUCACUGAAGAUCAAAGCAACAUAUGGGCUCCAGUUCCCAGACUUUUUGAUUUUGUAUUUAAUGCUGGUAGAUAUGGCUGGACUGAGGAAAUGAUCCAGAAGUCUUGUCAUCUAUCUUGGAGAUGCUGCAUUCUAAUGGAGGAGCAUUUUGGUACACAAAUCUGUGUCAUCAACUUGCACAAUMUUAUUCACUUCCACGAAGACAUCUCAAGGUUUUCUUCUCCAGACAACUUCUGGUGCACACAAUUUGAAAGAGCUGUUUCCCGUUAUGUUAGACAGUCUAGCAACAGAAAGUAUUUAGAAAAAACAUUUGCAAGAAAAGAGUCUCAAAGAGAAUUUUUGAAGUUCCAAAACCUGGAAAAUCUCAAUUUACGCAAAACAGCAAAAAAUAACACCUACAACAGAGAAAAGGUUGUAGCAACCUCUAUUGAAGGAGCUAAAUCCUUGGUUGAAUUGUGUCAGAACAGCCCAGAUGCUACAAAGGUAAACCAAGGUGUUCUAAUUGGUUCUGAACAGCCACAUUACAUUACAACAGCAGAGAAAGAGAUUAUCAAGGAAUAUUUCAAUAAUCUGGAAUUCUGCAUUGUUAGUGAAUUUGCAGAGUCGUAUCGUAGUGCAUUUCUUCCARUGCAUCAAAUACCAGUUGGUGGGAAAAUAUACAGAACAGGUGCUACAGUACUAGGUAAGCAAGAGAACACUGAUGUUUCCUUUCACAUUAAUGACAUUUUUCUUGUUACUGUGAAUGGUAAGCCCUAUCCACUUAUUUUUGGAGA
This is a messenger RNA of Actinia tenebrosa (Australian red waratah sea anemone), 1400 nucleotides long. RefSeq lists its product as uncharacterized. Lineage: Eukaryota; Metazoa; Cnidaria; Anthozoa; Actiniaria; Actiniidae. The record is from RefSeq and is a predicted model, not a curated record.